GGACUUCCUCCCGGAAUCCCGUUGGCCAUGAUAGCGGGGCCGUGGGUGACACGUAAGUUGGGUGGGAGGUGGCGGGCGGCUGGAGCUUCCAGAUCAGUGACACCAGCCCACCCCCCCACCCCCCCUUAACCUGACCAGACCAACCAGUCCCCAUCUCUUCAUCAAUACCAAGGGACCGUUCAAGGGGACGCCGCCGGGAGCCAGGUCCCUUUGUUGGGCGCGCGUCCCCUACUAGUGGUAGCGACAAAGUCCAGCAGCGGGAGCCGGCGCGAGGGGCGGGGACUGACGGUGGGGACAGGGAGGCCAAAAAGUGGGGAGUAGGGAAAACCAAGCCGGCUGCGCGCAGGGACCAGUAGCAAGGGCAGCGGGCUCUGAAGUAUGCAAAGAGACUCCACACGGGCCCAGCCACUCGCAGAAAUCGGACAUCACAGAAGUUUGGUGGCUGCUGGCCGGGUGGCGUCGAUGACCUGGCGCCCAGCCGCCCGCGGGGGCUGAGCGGCCGCCUCUUCCUCUCCGGUCCGGCUUUUGUGUCUCGCUUCUUCUGCUCAUGCUGUGUCCAGCUACUUCUCGUGGUGGCCGCUGCUGAGCUGUCCGACGCAGCGGAGGACCGAGGACACGACGGCUCCCGCCGCCGCAGCGCGGGGCACAGGAGGGACUAUGGGAAACGGGAUGUGCUCCCGAAAGCAGAAGCGGAUCUUCCAGACGCUGCUGCUUCUCACGGUGGUCUUCGGCUUCCUCUAUGGCGCGAUGCUCUACUUGGAACUGCAGACGCAGCUGCGCAAAGCUGAGGCAGUGGCGCUCAAGUACCAGCAGCACCAGGACUCACUCUCUGCUCAAUUGCAAGUUGUAUAUGAACACAGAUCAAGAUUAGAGAAAUCUUUGCAAAAGGAAAGGCUUGAACACAAGAAAGCAAAGGAAGAUUUCCUUGUUUAUAAGUUAGAAGCACAAGAAACACUUAACAAAGGAAGGCAAGAUUCCAAUAGCAGAUAUAGUGCAUUGAAUGUCCAACAUCAGAUGCUGAAAAGUCAGCAUGAGGAGCUGAGGAAGCAGCACAGUGACCUGGAAGAGGAACACCGGAAGCAAGGGGAAGACUUCAGUAGAACGUUCAAUGACCACAAGCAGAGAUACCUGCAGCUUCAGCAAGAAAAGGAACAAGAACUUUCUAAGCUAAAAGAAACUGUAUAUAAUUUGAGAGAAGAGAAUAGACAACUAAGAAAAGCACACCAAGACAUUCACACACAGCUUCAAGACGUCAAGACUCAAGUUGCAGAAUAUAAACAACUAAAAGAUACACUGAACAGGAUUCCAAGCUUUCGAAAUCCUGACCCAGUCGAGCAGCAAAAUGUCACCUUUCCCCAUGGGACUCACCCUCCUCAAGGUUACAACAUCAGAGAGAAGCUGACAGGAGAGCUACAAGAGGUGCAACAGAACCAUGAAGCAGGGCCUAGAAGAAUGGAAGAGAAACCUCUGUCUUCCAUGCAGAAGGAUGCAGGAUUCCAGGCUCUAGAAGAGCAGAAUCAAGUGGAACCCAGAGAGCCAGAGGAGCAUCAAGUGGAAGAGGAACACAGGAAGGCACUGGAGGAGGAGGAGAUGGAGCAGGUGGGGCAGGCAGAACAUUUGGAAGAAGAACACGACCCGUCACCAGAGGAGCAGGAUCGAGACUGGCGGGAUCAGCAGGGACAGAAUGCAGCCCACCUUCUGGAUGGCCACCCUCAAGCUGAGGUGGAGCAUUCGACCAAGGCAGCUACAAACUUCCAAUCCCCAUAUGAGGAACAGUUGGAACAGCAGAGGCUGGCAGCUAGGAGAGAUGAGGAAGCCCAGCGGCUGAGAGAACAUCAGGAAGCCUUGCACCAACAGAGGCUCCAUGGGCAGUUGCUAAGACAACAGCAGCAGCAACAGUUCCUGGCCAGAGAGAUGGCUCAGCAGAAGCAGGCAGCCGAUAAAGAUGUCCAGGAGCAGCACCAGGAGCAGCUAAGGCAGCAAGCUCAUUACAAUGCUGUGGAGAAUGACAUCGCACAGGGAGCCGAGGACCAGGGAAUCCCGGAAGAAGAGGGAGGUGCCUAUGACAGAGAUAACCAGCGCCAAGAUGAAGCUGAAGGAGACCCAGGCAACAGACAGGAACUUCGUGAACCAGGACACCAAGAAGGCGACCCUGAAGUUGAAGCAGAUAGGGCAGCUGUGGAGGAUAUAAACCCAGCAGAUGACCCCAACAAUCAAGGCGAAGAUGAAUUUGAGGAAGCUGAGCAAGUGAGAGAAGAAAAUUUGCCAGAGGAAAGUGAAGAGCAAAAACAAAGCGAAGCAAAGCAGGGGAAUGUAGAAAUGGAUGAGCACUUGGUGAUGGCAGGGAAUCCAGACCAGCAGGAGGAUAAUGUUGAUGAGCAGUAUCAGGAAGAAGGAGAGGAAGAGGUUCAGGAAGAUCUGACUGAAGAGAAAAAACGGGAAAUGGAGCAUAAUGUUGAAGAGACAUAUGAUGAAAAUCCGGAUGAUAAGAAUAAUGAUGGUGAAGAACAAGGAGUUCACAACAGGGCGCAUCCCAAAGGAAGACAGGAGCAUUAUGAGGAGGAGGAAGAUGAAGAAGACGGGGCCGCUGUUGCUGAGAAAUCACAUCGCAGAGCUGAAAUGUAACUGGACCCAGUUUCUAGACUGUGCUCAGCCAACGAUUUUUUUCUCAAGCUGCUCCAAAACAAAUCCUGCCUACUGAAUUCUAGAGUAUUUAAUUACAUACAGAAGUAAGGGUUUAGAAUUUUUUAACUUUUUUAUUAGAAAUGCUAUACAUUUAUAUGAAUAUAUUUUGAUACCUUAGGUGAAAACUUCUUUUAUAGUCAAGUUAUACAUGGACAAGAAGAAAAGCAGUAAGACUUGCCUUCAGGUCUGAAUCUCAUUUCUCAGUGAUGGUAGGAAGAUGUGCUUGGCUUUGGUGCAUGUCUCAGCUCAGUACCAUUUUGUUUUCUGGCUUCCGGGUAGUCUACUAUUUAUCUCAGAUAAAAUGCAAGAUAUAGAAAAAAAAGGUGUACGGAAAAACAUUAUGCAAACAUCAGGGCAAUGGCCGGUGUCCUAGUGGCUGUUCUUGCAGGUUCUUGUGUACAGCUCUGAAAGAAUGACUCUACUGCAGAGUGUUGGCAAAUGAGAGCCAUCUGUACAGUUGAAAAUCAAUUGGAAAGCCUGUGUGUCUGUGUGUGUGUGUGUGUGUGUGUGUGUGUGUGUGUGUGUGUCAGGACAAAGUUUUUUUCAAACUUUCAGGUCAUUUUGAAUAAUCCAUAGCAAUUCUUAAAAUCACAGCUAUCUUGCUUGAGAGGAAUCACGUAUGAAAGUUGAAUAAUAUUAAUACCCCUAUGAAAGUAUCAAGGACUCUGUCUUGUCAGAGAGGCCAAAGGAGCUGACACACUUAGAAAUAGAUGUAGUAUGUACAGUGAUGCUUCCUGGGUGAACUCCCAGUCUCCAUCAUUUCUUCUCUAGAGUCUCCCCAUCAGUUAUCUGCUUGCUCGUCAGACUCCACUUGCUACAGCAUAUUUUCCUCUCUUAAGCUCCGUGCCUUGAUAUGUAACCAUUUGGUUCACAAUUAUGGGUAGGAAAGCAUGUGAAGCUACAGUUUAAUAGGAUUAUUUUUCAGACUAUAUGAUAAAAUAUCUAUAGCACUAUGAUAGGCACCCCUCCCUUAGCAGCUUUACUAUUUACCCAGAAUUGACCUGCCUUUGCCUAUGUAUGAGGCAUUCUAAUGGCUAUCAAUAAUAAUGCAUCCUUUAAAAGAAAACUCAAACUGGAAGGUUUUCCCUGAAAUGAGCACAUAUUUUAGUUUAUAUCAUCAAUAUUGUUAAAUACAUUGAACUGGGCCACAGUUAAUCUGUGUGUGGUACUUUCAAAAUAAUAAAAGCAAAUUUCAUUUUCUGUUAUUAUCAUAUGAGUGUAAUUUUAGUUUCUAAUAGCCACAAUCAUGUAUGGUUUUGAUUUUCCCAGCUGAGCAAUUGUGUAUGUAUGCAUAGAAAUGUUCCGUUCAAAUUUAGUUUGGAUUUCCAGUAACAAUAAAUCAAAUCUCAUCUUUAUGUAUAAAAGCCCCAUAUGUAAUGUAAAAUGUAUCAUAUUGUACAUAAAUACUCAGAAUACAAUUAUUUUGGUAAAUUAGUUUGUAUUUUUAAUGUCCCAUUGCAGUAUUUAAUUAUUUGAAACACAUUGAAACUUGGGUAAUAAUCAAUAAACCUAUAAAAAGUUAAGGGUAAGUUUUUAAAGCAUAUAAUUUCUUAGUGGUUUGUUAUCUAUGGUUUUUCUUUAUAAUAUAAAUUAAUGAAUCAUUAAAUGCCUUUCCCAAA
Messenger RNA from Mus caroli (Ryukyu mouse), 4304 nucleotides. RefSeq names its product golgi integral membrane protein 4 (gene Golim4). Gene Ontology annotation, cellular component: Golgi membrane; Golgi apparatus. The record is from RefSeq and is a predicted model, not a curated record. Lineage: Eukaryota; Metazoa; Chordata; Mammalia; Rodentia; Muridae.